Messenger RNA from Hydractinia symbiolongicarpus, 651 nucleotides. Its product is annotated as 10 kDa heat shock protein, mitochondrial-like. The transcript is spliced from 5 exons. NCBI's taxonomy places the organism in Eukaryota, Metazoa, Cnidaria, Hydrozoa, Anthoathecata, Hydractiniidae. The record is from RefSeq and is a predicted model, not a curated record. Gene Ontology annotation, molecular function: protein folding chaperone; ATP binding; metal ion binding. Gene Ontology annotation, cellular component: mitochondrial matrix. The coding region runs from base 16 to 489 and encodes 157 amino acids.
CCCAGGCCAGAUAUUAUGACGCAAUCAAACGAUCCAUUGGACAAAUGUUUGAUAACGGCAGGGUCUUAUUCCGGUCUUUGUUUAUACCGAUUAGGCACCAUAUUUUAUUGCAUAAGAUUUCUGUUGUUUUUGGGAAAACCUCUUUUGGAUUUGCAGGUCGGUUUCUGCACGUUAUUUUUUGAACUAAUGGCUAGCCUACGGAAAUUUGUUCCUCUGUUGGAUAGGGUGCUUGUUCAAAGAUUUGUUGCGGAGACUUCAACGAAAGGUGGAAUAUUGCUGCCAGAAAAAAGUGUUGGUAAGCUGUCUGAAGGCACUGUCGUGUCUGUGGGACCAGGAGGCAGAGAUCAAAAUGGAAACACUGUCCCUGUGUCUGUAAAGGCUGGUGAUAAAGUUUUACUGCCAGAAUAUGGUGGAACGAAGCUAGAAAUUGAAGAUCAGGAAUACGUCAUAUUUCGAGAUGCUGAGUUAAUUGGAAAAUUUGAGAACUGAACACAUUCUAACUGUGUGAACGAAUACAUAAGAAAUGAGGCGUGGUGAACACUUUAUCGUAAAAAUGCUAGGGGUUUUUAGUGACAGCAAGCUGAGAGAUAUUUUUUGCUAAAGAAUUGUAAAUUUUAUAAACAAGUUUUUGUUAACACAUCUUAUAAUGUA